Molecule: messenger RNA, 357 nt
Organism: Clunio marinus
Lineage: Eukaryota; Metazoa; Arthropoda; Insecta; Diptera; Chironomidae
Source: the annotation of a GenBank genome assembly
AUGUAUAGUUUCAACAUUAAUACACGAAAUCUCCGUUCAGUAGUUAAUGCUGUUUAUUUUGUUAUAAUUUUCACACAUAUUAACAACAACAUAAAAACUUUUCACAAUUUUCAUGUGCACACGAACAGGGAAAAUUAUCGAAGGGAGUUGAACAUUUUGGCAUAUAUUUUGUCGGCAUUUAAUAAAGUAUUAGCUGCGUUGCUUAAGACAUUUCUUUCUUCACAAUGUAAUAAAAGUAAUAAAAAGUUUAAAUCACUUUCACUGAAAGAGGAGAAAAAGUACGGAAGGCGACAGAGAAAAACUUAUCAAAAUAAAGUGAAAAGUUUUCUUUUUCUAACAUUUGCUUGUCAUAUAUAA